Molecule: messenger RNA, 2072 nt
Organism: Quercus robur (English oak)
Lineage: Eukaryota; Viridiplantae; Streptophyta; Magnoliopsida; Fagales; Fagaceae
Exons: 3
Coding region: 490-1026 (178 amino acids)
Source: RefSeq, a predicted model, not a curated record
AACAUUAAAAAUUUAAAACAUUACCUCUAAUUAAAAUCUCUCUUACCCUCUCUCUCUCUCUCUAAAAAUUCAACCUGCAUUUUGCAAAUCCAAGAAAAAUCCAAUCUUUACACUUUUUCGGGAUCUGGGUCACCUUAUUUACCCUGAAAAACGAAGAAAGAGAGUACCUUUCACAGUUUCACACGUACAAAAAUUCUAGUUGAAGUCAAAAAAGUGCUUUCAAUCAUUGAAUUUUUAUAGUAAAAUUCUGAGUCUUUGACCCGAGACUUGAAAUGGGUAUCUGAUACCUGAUUUUGGGUCUUCUUUAUUUUUGCUAAAACAUACAGUCACACACUUUUUAGAAGACACACACCCAGUACUUCAAUGAUUGUGUUACAGUCAUCUUGAAAAUUGAAAUGGGUAUCUCUAUCUUGUUUCUAAUUUGAGCAUUCUUCAAAUUUUUAAAUCUUUUUUUUUCUUCUAAAAGCUUCACAGUAGUAAGGGGAAUAAAUGGCUUAUUUAGCAGCAGAGCAUGCUCAUGUUCUUUUGAAGGUGGUGUUGAUUUGCUCAUUUUGUAGUUUGUUUUGGUGCGUAGUUGGACCGUAUCUCUUUAAGGAGAAUUCAACUGUUGAUACUUCUUCAUGUCCUCCAUGCCGCGUUUGUGAUUGCUCUUUAGACAAUUUCCACUCCAUAUCUUUAGAUGUUCUCAACAGCUCAUUUUCAGACUGUGAUAAAAAUAAUCCCGAGAUGGAUAAGGAAUUGAAGAAGGAUUUAGUAGAUUUACUGUCAGAGGAGCUAAAUUUACAGAAAGAUGUUGCUAAUGAAAGUAUUGCACACACCAAGGUUUUAAUACUUGAUGCUACAAAAACCUUGUCACACUAUCAAAAGGAGGCAGAAAAGUGCAAUGUUGGAAUGGAAACUUGUGAAGAAGGAAGGGAAAAGGCUGAAAGAGAACUCAUAGAGGAGCGCAAGCUUUCUGCAUUGUGGGAGAAACGAGCUCGUAAACAUGGCUGGAAUGACAGUAGAAAAGUGCAAUGCUGGAAUUGAAACUUGCGAAGAAGGGAAAGGGCUGAAAGAGAACUAAUAGAGGAGCACAAGCUUUCUGCAUUGUGGGAGAAACGAGCUCGUUAUCAUGGGUGGAAAGGCAACAGAAUAAUACGUUCAUGAUUUUGGUUAUCAUAUUAUUCUUUCUAAUGUUGAUGUUAGGCUUUUUGAUUGUGACAUAUUAUGUUUAUGGUUAGGCUUUUAAUUUUGAUAUAGCUUGUACACUAAUCCUCAGAGGUCUUCUUGUGAAUAUAGGUACGCUUGACAGAAUUUACUUUUCAAUUGGUCUAUCUAUUGAGAAUGAAAGAAAGGAAAGCAGUUUAGUGAUAAGGGAUUUGUUUUGUGGAUUUUAGUAUUUAGAGCUUCUCGGAUCUAUUUGAUGUUGCCCAAAUCUCUUGUUUGGGUGGAGGUGGAGGAAUUGGUUUGGGAAGCAUUCAAUGGACAUUUGGAAUCAUCUUCUGUUGUGCCUGAUGUAAAUAUUGUGGAGAGAAUGAAAUAUUUGCACUUUUAAAGAUAUGGAAAGAUUAAAUCCCUAGUCGGAAUCAUUGUUGAUUGGUAUCAAGGGUGGGGUCUUUCACAUAAGAGCUCUAGUUUAGAUUUCACAGAAUCACUUAAGUUUUGAGCAUAUAUUUCUUUUGGGUUACUCUGUGAUCACAAUAUAUAUGGUCAGCCAAAAAAAAGAGAUUUUAGAAUUCAUAUAAUGUGACAUCUAUUUUUGCUCUUGUUGAUGAUGAGCUAAGGUGCAUAGUGUUCACCAUGAUAAGAGAGUGGCAAGUUUCUUUGGGCCGUGAGGGAAGGUUUAAUGCUAGCUUGGACUCUAGGCUUUCGGAACCUUUGGCAAGUUUCAGUUAAGCACCAUCUACAUAGAACCAAACAAAUGUGGUGAUUGGUGAUAUAUUAGCUUCUAUGGGAAAUCUACCUAUGCAGGUUCAUUACUUACUUUGGACUUGUACUCCUUUUAUGUAUUUUUGGGGCUGAUCUGAUAUUUUGAAAUUGUUUUCUUUAUAACAUUAUCCUUAUUAAUAAUAUUUACUGGAGCUUAGAUAGAA